Molecule: messenger RNA, 792 nt
Organism: Acanthoscelides obtectus
Lineage: Eukaryota; Metazoa; Arthropoda; Insecta; Coleoptera; Chrysomelidae
Source: the annotation of a GenBank genome assembly
AUGUUAGAAGGAAUUCUGAAACCAAAUCGCCAUGGAGAUGAGUAUAUCAACCGAAAAGGGAAACCUACUUUAAAUGUGCAAGCCACUUGUGAUGCCAGAGAGAUGUUCACAAGUGUUGAUGUCAGUUGGCCUGGAUCAGUGCAUGAUUCCAGAAUAUGGAGAAAUUCACAGACUAGAUCACAACUAAUAAAUAAAGCAAAUGUUGUACUACUUGGCGAUGGCGUUUAUGGUAUUGAGCCAUCCCUUAUGACUCCCUUCAUAAAUCCUACUCCGGGUGCAGAAAUAAAUUAUAAUAAGCUUUUAAAACAAGAAAGAGUUAUAAGUGAACGCUGUUUCGGCCAACUGAAACGCCGGUUUCCUAUCCUACAUCUCUCAUGGUCAUCGAUGUCAGAGAAAAUUCCAAUAUCGAAAAUGGUAGGCUUGACAACCGAUGGCGCUCCAGCUAUGCUUCAGGGGAGAUGCAAAGAACUAACAGAAAUGAUUUCUGAUAUAAAAGCGUUUAUCAAAAAGCUUGAGUUUUGGGAACAAAACUUAAUCGAUGGCGAUACCAGGCAUUUUCCUAUUCUUUUAGAAAAUAUAUCUCAAAGUCCAUUAGAAACACAUGACAGUAAAUAUCAUGUAGAAAUAGUCUCUACCUUGAAGGAUAACUUCAAAAAUCGUUUCAAGGAUUUCACCAAAAUUGCUAUAGUUGUGCAAUUUGUUGUUUCACCCUUCAUGGAAAUUGAUAUCCAACAGUUUGCAACUUCUGUUACGCAGAAUUUUAGCGAAGGCAUCGCUGCGACAGAAAUGUAA